This is a messenger RNA of Eruca vesicaria subsp. sativa (arugula), 1957 nucleotides long. The record is from the annotation of a GenBank genome assembly. NCBI's taxonomy places the organism in Eukaryota, Viridiplantae, Streptophyta, Magnoliopsida, Brassicales, Brassicaceae.
GGGCACACACAUAAAGCGCGUGAUAGAUAAUGGCGAUUCCAAUUCCCAAUCAAAUCGGGAAGACGAAGAAGUUCCUCUGAUAUUUGGCAUCUCCCUGUAUCCUGAUUCUCGCCUCCAUUCAUCUUUCCCUCUCUCCGACGCUUCUCGUCGGAAACUUGGGAUUCAGUUUAUUCCGAUUUUUUGCACGUUGAUUCGAUUUCGUCGUGAUAAUGAAGCACAAGAGCCAGCAGAAGAGGAAGAAGAAGAGAUCGUCCGCCGCACCUUCCACGGCGACGGCGUCAGACGGGAACAAAAAAGACUUAGAGGAAGAGAGAAAGGCCGUUGAGCCAGAAAAACUCGAAAAACAAAAUAUCGAUUCGUUGAUGGAAGCUUUCUGCUCGGUCUCCACGGAGGAAGCGACGGCUGCUUAUAGAGAAUCAGGCGGAGAUCUGAACAAAGCCGCGGAGAUUCUAUCGAAUCUGUUGGACGAUGAUCCGUCGACGAUUUCGGUCGCGAGCGGGUCUUCGGGUCAGGAGACCGGGUCUACAUCCGAGUACGGGGCGGGCUCAAGCUCGAGCUGUGGGGAAGAUUUGACGAGAGAGAGGUGGUUUAAGGGAGGUAAGCAGAAUAGAGUUGUUGCUGCUACGGGGAUGGUGUCUUCUGUGAUUGCUAAGGAUUACUUGAAGCCUAAUACUCUUAGGGAGAGGGAGUAUCCUUUGGUGGAAAGGAAUAGUGAGAUAUGUGGGAAAGGGAAGAAGGCUGGGGAUAGAGAGAAAGCUGAACAGUUUCUGAGUUCAAUGCUUGGUGAUGAUUGUGAGCUUAGCAUGGCUGUUGUUAGAGAUGUAUUGUGUCAAUGUGGCUACGAUGUGGACAUGGCCUUGAAUGUCUUGCUUGACAUGUCUUCUUCAUCAACUGAUGAUUCAUUGAGUGGUAGAUGUUCCGGCAUAGGACUCAGUGAUAGUCUUGCUGAGACAUCAUUUGACGACAUUGAUACUUCCGAAAGUGAACCAAGUUUCUGGGGAGGCUAUAGUCAAAGGGAUUACUCAAAAGCUCUCAUGAGUUCUGCAGAUCCUUUCGCCACUUGCCAAGGAAGUUCUGCAGAUCCUUUUGCAACUAGCCAAGGAAGUUCUGAGCCUUGUCUUCCACAAAAGGUGUUGGAGUCUCUGUUCAACAUUCCCCGGAGUCCUAAACACGAACCAAAGGCGAUGAAUUGGAGAAAUGUGGCAAAGAAAAUGCAGUCGCUUGGCAUUGAUGGUUCUUAUUCAUCUAGUGGAGAAGGGUCUCAGCCUGAUACUUUAGCGAAGGAUGACGGAUAUCAUGAACUUAGAAAAGGUGCAAAUGACCAGUGGAAUGUGACGAAGUCCUACUAUCAAAAAGCUGCAGAAGCAUAUUCAAAAGGAGGGAGGGCUCAUGCGGCGUACCUUUCUGACAAGGGGAGAGUAGCAUCUAAAUUAGCUCAACGGGCAGAUGAGAGAGCAAGCCAAGAUAUAUUCGUUGCCAGAAACAAGGGUAUAGAGAAUGUGAUAACCAUUGAUCUGCAUGGUCAGCACGUUAAACAAGCAAUGAAGCUAUUGAAGAUGCAUCUCUUACUCGGAUCAUAUGUCCCUUCUAUUCAGACACUACGAGUGAUCACAGGAUGUGGGUCUCAUGGGUUUGGGAAGUCGAAAGUGAAACAAUCGGUGACAAUGCUGCUAGAAAGGGAAGGAGUUAGGUAUUGUGAAGAGAACAAAGGGACAUUACUGAUCAAGCUUGAGGGACGUAGUAGAGAGUUUAGUUUCUUAGACACAGAGAGUGACUCUGAGUAAGAUAUAACUAAAUUAAAACUCAUGUUUUAGCUUUUGAUCUUAAAACUAUGUCUCUGUCUAUAUCCAUGCUAGCUCUGUGUGUUUAAGUAAAUGGUAAGCAAAACCCCGCUUCCUUAAUAUAACUCAUUUUUCUAUUUUCACGCUACUUAAGAGAUAUGAAACACUUUGGCUGA